GGAACUAACAGUAACUGGGACGCAUUCUGUAGCCGGAGUUCCUUUUGUGAACUCCCGUACAGACACUAAAGUCAAUCCAAUGCUUUAAUCAGUGCGCACACAGAGAGAUAUCGCUGUCGGUUCCCUCUCACUUCCAAAGCUGAAAAGAUUUCAUCAAGUCGCCGGGUAGAGACGGAGCCGAGCCAUGGCAGGGGACGGCUCGGACCAGCGGGCGCUGCAGUAUGAACAAACUCUGAUGUAUGGGCGCUACACCCAGGAGCUCGGGGUGUAUGCCAAAGAGGAGGCCGCCAGGCUUAGGGAGAGCGGACAGAGGCGAUCAGUCAGCGACCGAAGCCGGACCCUGGACCUGCUGGAGUACGACAAGGGACGCUGUGCCAAGUGUCGAAGGUCAGGGUACCCGUAUGUUCUGGACGCCCCAGCCCACGACUUUAUCUCUGUCUGCACGGUUCGCUGUCAGAAGUUCCUGAUCUCGCGGGUCGGGGAGGACUGGAUCUUCCUCAUCCUGCUGGGACUCCUCAUGGCCCUGGUCAGCUGGGUGGUGGACUUCUGCAUCGCCAUCUGUCUACAAGCACAGAAGUGGAUGUACGGUGGUCUGGACAGUAAUGUGUUUCUGCAGUACCUGGCCUGGGUCACCUACCCUGUAGUCCUCAUCACCUUCUCUGCCGGAUUCACCCAGAUUCUCGCACCGCAGGCUGUUGGUUCAGGGAUUCCAGAGAUGAAGACCAUCCUCAGAGGAGUUGUGCUGAAAGAAUACCUCACCUUCAAAACGUUUGUGGCCAAAGUCAUCGGCCUUACAUGCGCUCUUGGCAGUGGCAUGCCACUUGGCAAGGAGGGUCCCUUCGUACACAUCGCCAGUCUGUGUGCGGCUCUCCUCAGCAAGUUCAUGUCUCUGUUUGGAGGAAUCUACGAGAAUGAGUCAAGAAACAUCGAGAUGCUGGCUGCAGCCUGUGCUGUGGGAGUGGGCUGCUGUUUUGCUGCCCCCAUAGGAGGCGUCCUGUUCAGUAUUGAAGUAACAUCCACAUUCUUUGCGGUGCGGAACUAUUGGAGAGGUUUCUUUGCUGCUACCUUCAGUGCCUUCAUCUUCAGAGUGCUGGCUGUUUGGAACAGAGACGAAGAGACCAUCACAGCCCUUUUUAAAACCCGCUUCCGGCUCGACUUUCCCUUUGACCUCCAGGAGCUUCCUGCCUUUGCCGUCAUUGGUAUUGCCAGCGGUUUUGGUGGGGCUCUGUUUGUCUACCUGAACCGACUGAUUGUCCAGUUCAUCAGGAAACAGAAGGCCAUCAACAGAUUCCUCAUGAAGAAACGUCUGCUGUAUCCUGCACUGGUCACUUUACUUGUUUCCACACUCACAUUUCCCCCUGGCUUUGGACAGUUCAUGGCUGGCAAGCUUACCCAGAAGGAGUCUCUGGUGACCUUACUGGACAACCGGACGUGGGCCAAACAGGGCAUAGCUGAGGAGUUUGACUACAUCGGACACUCGCAAGCCUGGAAACACCCACAGGUCAACGUUUUUGUCACCCUGGUCCUCUUCAUUGUCAUGAAGUUCUGGAUGUCUGCCCUGGCCACCACCAUACCAGUGCCCUGCGGAGCCUUCAUGCCAGUUUUUGUCAUUGGGGCAGCCUUUGGUCGUCUGGUUGGAGAGAGCAUGGCAGCCUGGUUCCCAGAUGGCAUUCACACGGAUGGCACCAUCUACCCCAUAGUGCCAGGAGGCUAUGCUGUCGUGGGUGCGGCGGCCUUGUCCGGAGCGGUCACCCACACAGUUUCCACCGCUGUCAUCGUUUUCGAGCUGACUGGCCAGAUCUCCCACAUCCUGCCGGUGAUGAUAGCGGUGAUCCUGGCGAACGCUGUGGCCCAGUCCCUGCAGCCCUCCCUCUACGACUCCAUCAUCAGGAUCAAGAAGCUGCCCUACCUCCCGGAGCUGGGAUGGGGACACCACGAGAAGUACAACAUUCGUGUGGAGGACAUCAUGGUGCGAGACGUGCGGUACAUCACACUCAACUGCUGCUACAGAGAUCUGCAUAACGUCCUGCUAACUGGCCACCUCAAGACUCUGGCACUAGUGGAGUCAGCUGAGUCGAUGAUCCUGUUGGGCUCCAUCGAGCGCGCCCAGCUCCAGUCGCUGCUCUCCCAGCAGCUCGGUCGGCCCAAGCGGCUAGAGUACAUCAGGGAACGAGCCGUCGCGGAGAAGAAACGCCUGUCGGUGGUGUCAAACCCCGGCAGCGACGAUGGCAGCCAGCGGGUCAGUCAGGAGGUCCGCUUCCAGAUCUCGACUGAGGAGUCAACCUUCAGUCCCGUUCGUCCGGUUGCUCUGAAGCCCCUCAAACCAGCACUGAAGAGAUCCUCUGUGGUAGAGCGACCCACCGAGAUCCCUACCAGCCCACAAGAUAAUUCGGGCAUUGCUUUAAAGAACCUGUUCUGCGCCAGUCCAGAGACAGAAGGCCUGGAGAAAAACAACAACGUGGAGAGCCCCACGUCUCCUGAGCACAGGAGGCCCUCCAAACGAGUCCGGAUAUCCGUUGUGGAGCCACCAGCCAUCUUAAAGAGCUUCCAUGGGGAUGAUGGAGAUGUGGAGGAUGACAUGACUAUAAGAGAGAUUUCCGAGUGGGAGGAGAUGCAGCUUGAUGAGCAGGUCAACUUCAACAACUGCAAGAUCGACCCCGCCCCGUUUCAGCUGGUGGAGCGCACGUCGCUGCAUAAGACCCACACCAUCUUCUCGCUGCUGGGCCUUGACCAUGCCUACGUUACCAGCAUAGGACGCCUCAUUGGGGUGGUUUCCUUGAAAGAGCUUCGCAAGGCCAUUGAGGGUUCUGUGACGGUAAAAGGUGUGAAGGUGCGUCCUCCUCUGGCCAGCUUCCGGGACAGCGGCACCAGCAGCAGCGAGAAUGAAGCCACCGAGCUCCACAAGCUGUGGGAUCGCCACAAGAGCAUGUCGCUGCCCCGCGAACACACCCCCUCUGAGUCCGACGAGAAAUCCCAGUGAGCGAAAAUAGAGGAGGGGGAAGAAGAAGAACAGGUGAAGGGAGAGGAGGAGGAGGAGGAGGAGGCAUUGAGAUCUUUAAUCUCCCAAAGCCACAAAAGAAAUGCAAAAAUCCUCAGGGCUUAGGAUCAAUAUUUAAUUCUGAGAAGAGUUCCAGUGCUCCGCCAGCCUCUUCGUAACUCCUCUUUUCUCUCCUCAUCUAGUCCUCUUUUUCUCCUCCAUCCUCCACUUUUUUCUUCGCGGACCCACCAGUGCUUUCCCCAGGGUUCUUACACUGACCAAGCCAGACACUCCACAGGAGAGUAGAACACGACUCAACCUGUGCCCUGCUCUCCAUUUACCCUCGGGAACCCACAGCAGAGUGAAUGUGGAUUAUGGGGAAAGAAAGAAUGAAAGAAAGAAAGAAAGAAAGAAAGAAAAAGGACUCAUGUUGGUUGAAUCCAACAAGGGACUGGGAAUUGGUUGCAAUCUUAAUAAAAGGGAUUUUUUUUUUUGCAGACUAUGUUUAGCUUAUGUAUCAUUAGAGUUGGGAUCAAAGUUUGGACCUUAUUGAACAAGUCUUCCACUUGAUGAGAGAAAUUCAGCAAUGGUGACGAGGAGGAAUAACGUAUGUUUGUAAGAGUGAGUGUAUCUAAUGAGAAAAUGUGAGUGCGCGUGAAGAUGGAGGUAGCAAAACGACUAUUUCUCAUAGGAUUUUCUUUUUUUUUUUUGUAUUGCCUUUAGAACACAUUUCAGUCUUUGUUUCCCAGCUUGAAUAAUUUUAUUUUUGACUGAUCAGGUUGUCUGUGUUUAACUGGAAUUUGCCAUAGCACCAUUUUUAUCUGCAGUCUGUCCCCUCGACAAGCACUGGACUACGGGGACAGAUGCCUUAGUUUUCUAUUUUUUUUUUUUCUUGCUUUCAUUAUUCCUCUCUUCCUUGGUCUUCUCAUCUCUUCAGUCUUUAAUGGUCAGGUUGAGAGUACCAUCUAUGCAAGCAGACAUGCCUGUAGGCAGUGGUGGAAGCACCUGUAGCCCUUUUCAUUAUGUACACUCCUUACAUAAUGCAGUCUUACAUGACAAGGACACAUAGAAACACACACAAAUAAGACGGCAGCGACGCACUCUGAGAGUCGCGGUUUUCUGCUUAUCUAAAUAUAGCUCUUAAUAACCGUUCCAGAGAAGGUUGGGGGCGGUCGGACAGGGCAGGAAGCGAGGGAGAGAUGAAGAACAGGGAGCAAAUGGAUGGCUGAAAGAAUGAAGACAUCAUUACCUAACCAGCUGCUCUGGGUCCUCUCAUCAAUCUGCCUUUGAUUUCCAUGUUAGCUAACCUCCAUCACUUUCAGAGACACAGUGACCCCCCACCAGCUAUAUGACGCAUGCUGUAGGGUAAACAUGUUGCCAACAUGCAGUAUGUACGUCAUCAUAUGACCAAGCUGUAGUCCAACCAUUUCAAAUUAACUUAAUUUACCAAGUCAUCACUAAAGACUUACCCCAGCUACUCGUCCGACAUAGUUGACCAAUUCAACCUCAAACCUUUGGCAUUAACAUUGGCAGGUUCAGUGUGUAGGAUUUGGUGCUUUUUAGUGGUGUUGUGGCAGACUGCAACCAACUGAAGACCCCUCGUCUAUGGUGGCCACUAAGAAACACAAAAGAGCCUCUCUGCUUCUGUGGAAAUGUGGCGGACUCCAUGGAAGAGGCGACCCAACUGCCAGAGCAAAUGUUGGCCGUGUAUGUUUCUGCAUAUCAUGGAUAUGUUGCAAAUACAUAUGUCUUUAGGUCCACUUCGUAAUUUCAUGGUGUGUCAUCGCUGUUUUUUAGAUUUAGGAAAAACAUCUGGUUUUGUUGUCACACUUACAGAUGCUGAAACACAGUCCCCAACCUCCACAAGUGAAAGUCAGCGCGUGUACAUGUAACACAUUAUGUAUAUUGUCCAUGUGGUAUAUAUGGCACGGACACAUCUCAACCUGUCCAUGCUGUGCAGAAACAUUAACUGCCGUUGUUUUCUGGCUGCUGGGCUGGACGAGGACCCACUCAGGCUCAUUCCAUGAAUAAAAAUCAAUUCUAUCAAUUCUGAUUUAUGAAUUCUAAGGGAACGAAAACACCACAGCUCUUCAUUUCAGCUGAUUUUACAAUAAGGAAAACAUAAUUAUAAAUAUGUUAUUCUAUUCCUGCCAAUAGAUCCCCUGAAAUCCAACACACUGGACCUUUAAUGACUGAAUGGUUUCUGACUCAGCAAGUAGUCUGAUGUGAAAGAUAAUGUAUAUGUACUGUGUAUUUAAUAAUUCAUGUGUGCCAUAAUGCUUGAGGCUCGUCAGUGCGCUCUCUGCACAUUGUCAGAGGAACAUUGAUUUGUUGUACCCUCUCCGCUCUUUCCACUUCCACUAAAAUAGGCUGCUGCACCCAAACACGUCAUACAAGACACUCACCUUUAUUUUGUUUCUAGUUAGUUUUUUUGUUUGAGUUUCUUAUUUUUUUGUUUGUUUGUAGGAAAAAAAACAGAUGUCCACUACUACCUACAGAAUUAUCUCUACUGUUUGGAUGCCUUAAGUAUGCACCCAUACUGAACUCCAUUGUGUUUUUCUGCAUUUGACGCAUCGCAUGCAUUUUAUUUUUGGCGGUGUCUUGUCUUGCUGCGCACCACUAAAAGUAAAAGCUGAACAGCAUGGCUUUGCAUGACUGAGUGCAUGUAAUAUUUGUUUUAUAUAAUGAAAAUGUACCAAAAACUUGAUGGAUAUUAAUGUGGGGGCGAGUGACUGAUGUGGUGUCUUAGUACGUUCGCCAUCCUGUGCCUGUAUGUUAUGUGUCUUUACAGAAUAUUAUUUUAUAUUUCCUGUGUUUGAUUUUUUUUCACUUUGAUUGGCAUCUUAAUUUCAUCCGAUGAGCUUUAUUCACUGUCUGAUUUUGAGCUGGGGAUGGGGGGCGUACAGAUUAAUAUAUUUAACAUCAUUCCUGUAAUGUAAAACCAUAAUUUAAUGUCUUAACCAAUCUAAAAAUUGCUGACUAUUCUCCUUUUUAAAGAGAGUUUUGGGGGCUUGUUUUAUGAUAUGUGUUGUAUUUGCUUCACAUCUGAUGAUUUUACAGUUUGAUUUUAAUGCUGUCCUUUAUGUGUUUUGUUUUGUUUUUUUUAUCUUUUGACAUGUCUGAUAUAUUUCUACUAACAUUUAUUUGUAAAGUGCAAAUAACACUAACGGGGUGAAGGCUCAUGAAGGUUCGCUAGAUGGGAAAGCAAAAGGAGAAGUUAAUGUUGAAGGGACCAGCAUGAGGUCUGUCGGUGACACGCUCAUUCCACAAGUGCCUCUCUUUUAUCGAUAAGCAAUCGACACCGAAGUGUUUGAAUCUGGUUUACUAGUCACAUGCAUGUGGACGAGGCACUUUUCACACACACACAUGUACACAAAUACGUAAGUGGGGAUGGAUGAUGUGUCAGUUAUAUAUAACAGUGUGCCGUUAUCGCCAUGGUAACCUGCCGUCAUCGUCGCAACCCUCCCAUCUGCUCGCCCCAGGGGCUGACUGAGAUCCACUCUGAUUUGGUUCUGUUCAUUUCUUUGUGCUUUUCAUCGAUUUUCAUUAUUCUGCCUUCUGCCAGAGCCUUCCCCUCUGCACACAUUUCAGAAUUGUUCAUCUCAUUUGCUACCAGACAGAUAUAGACUGAGGUAGAUGCAUAUUUAUUAGUCUGUAUUAAUCAAAGUAGAAGUUGUAAAACAAACAAACAAAAAAAGUUUUUUGUUUCUGAUUAUUUUUAUGAAUGAUCAACUUGUAAGUAAUCAAUUUGUGCAAUAACGGUUGUUCAUCUCACUUUGUAACCCAGUUUUGAUUAAUGACAUGAAUGCAAGAUAACCUUAUUUUUGUAAAGAAACCUGAAAAGUGUAAAAAGAUGUAUGUAUAUUAGGAACUGACACUCACACAGGAGCUUAUGUGUGAUAAAGUGAUGUGAUGACGGCUUAAGGGGGAAGGUUUCCCAAAAGCUUUAAUAAAAGCUGUCAGAGUCGCACUAGAAUCAGAAUUAACGUAUUUAAGGACACUGUGUGCACCCUUUUAGGUGUUGUCUAGUCUUUGUUCAAGAGGAAUCUCUUACACUCCUCAAUUUUGGCUUUGGGAAACCUUCCUUGUCUGGUCAUAAAAGUCUCUGUGGUGAAACCUGCUGCAUGGAUUGUGGCUGGCACUCUCAUACAAACCCCCCUUAAGCAGUGGCGCUAAGUCAGUUUUAUCAUACUCCUCUCUAUCCUCUCCUUCAGUCUGAGGGGCUUUGAUAAGACCAGAUGCUUGCAUCAGCUGUUAAGGGUUAUCUUUUAUCCACUCCUUAGGGCUCUUAGGGACUGUACAUUGUACAUACUGGAGGCCCCCACUAGCCCAAGGGCCAAACCAGACAGAGCUGAACAAAAUCCAGAGCUAUUUUUCACACAGAAAAAUGAAACAUUGUUUUGUAUAUCAGGGACGAAUAAAUGAGAUUUUAACAAACA
Molecule: messenger RNA, 7416 nt
Organism: Acanthopagrus latus (yellowfin seabream)
Lineage: Eukaryota; Metazoa; Chordata; Actinopteri; Spariformes; Sparidae
Product: chloride channel protein 2-like
Exons: 26
Coding region: 185-2980 (931 amino acids)
Biological process (GO): transmembrane transport; chloride transport
Cellular component (GO): membrane
Molecular function (GO): voltage-gated chloride channel activity
Source: RefSeq, a predicted model, not a curated record